Messenger RNA from Laccaria bicolor S238N-H82, 498 nucleotides. RefSeq lists its product as uncharacterized. The coding region runs from base 1 to 498 and encodes 165 amino acids. Gene Ontology annotation, molecular function: protein binding. The record is from RefSeq and is a predicted model, not a curated record. Gene Ontology annotation, biological process: negative regulation of fatty acid biosynthetic process. The transcript is spliced from 4 exons. NCBI's taxonomy places the organism in Eukaryota, Fungi, Basidiomycota, Agaricomycetes, Agaricales, Hydnangiaceae. Gene Ontology annotation, cellular component: Cul4-RING E3 ubiquitin ligase complex; cytoplasm.
AUGAACAACAGCUAUAUUCCCGCUUUUGAGUGUCGGCACACACUGGUCAAACAUACUAAGCCGUUGAACACUUUGAAAUUAAACAAGGAUGCUACGAUGCUCCUCAGUGGUGCGGAUGACGGGUUGUUACUUGUCUGGAAUAUCCUCCACGGGAGUCUCGAACAAACCAUCUCCGUCACUUUCAAUGGACCUGUCUCUGCCGCUGUCUGGACCCCAAUCUCGCCAAACCGCCCCAGCACUACUUUCGCAUUCGGUUGUGCCGACGGAACGAUGUUUGCCUACCAUCAAACCCAGGAAGAUGAACCUUACCACACUACAUGUUUAGUUCCAGCCCACGACGGUCGUGUCGAAACCCUUGCCUUCGAUACCCAUCACCACCGCAUUGCAUCUGCUGGAAGUGGCUGCGCCAAAGUAUGGCAGUUGGACAUGGAAGGUGAGAAUUUCCCCCCUCUUUUAUCUCAUUAUGCUAAUUCUGCUGCGAAGGACAUUUCAAACUAA